Messenger RNA from Cololabis saira (Pacific saury), 4951 nucleotides. RefSeq names its product protein kinase D2 (gene prkd2). Bases 859 to 3672 code for a protein of 937 amino acids. Gene Ontology annotation, biological process: protein phosphorylation. The transcript is spliced from 19 exons. Lineage: Eukaryota; Metazoa; Chordata; Actinopteri; Beloniformes; Belonidae. The record is from RefSeq and is a predicted model, not a curated record. Gene Ontology annotation, molecular function: ATP binding; protein serine/threonine kinase activity.
GAAGGGGGAGAGGAAGAAGAAAAGGAGGAGUGAAAAGCUUGGGAGUAGGGAGCCAAGAGGCGGGGACUUACUGAAAGUCUAUUGGCUUCAGAAGUGUCAGUCAUUUCACUUCCUCCUUGGAAAUGGCAAGAACACAGAUGAGAGGGCAGGAGGGAGUGAAGAGGGAGGCACCCUCACAGCUCUGUGGUUUUUCACAAAAAAGACUGCACAGGGGUUGAAACUGAAACAGAGCAAGUCUUGUAAAAGGAGUGCAGCCUCUUGCGCUCCCUCAUUCUCACGGUUUUCUGUUUUAAGGAGGCCAUUUUGACACCCAACACUGGAGCAGAGUGCAACAAAGUUAGGUGUUGUGUUUUCUUCCUUUGUUUUUUUUCCCCCUCCUUCCUCUCACCCACGGCCAGUUGUUUCACAACCAAGUUUGGACUUUCUCCUCUGCAGAGCUGUCUUUGGACGAAAGAACUGAAGGAGGGAGGAAAGUGGAGGUGGAACAGCAGCAGGAGGAGGUUUGCAGUCUCCCACCGGGGUAUCUUUCUCCUCUGAGUGUCUCAGACACUUUGCUCGUGCUUGACAUGGCAGGACAAUGAGAGAAGUCUGACGGCAAGAAAGAAGUGUCAGAGAGGAGGUAAAAACUUUGUUUCCUGGAUAAGGACUCCUUCCUUGAUCCACUGGAAGGAGGAAGACGAGGACUCGGAGGAACCAGGACGGUCGGCUCUGCGUCUGCCCACGCUUCCUCUGUUCCACUGGGAUCGUUUGAAUGAGUGGGACUCUUCUGCAAACUUUAAUCUGCACCUGGGUGUGUAAUUGUCAUUGUGUAUGCUGAGAGCUUCAGGCAGUCAGCAGACGAGAACAUCUGGACUCUGAAUGGCGAAUGCUAGCCCCUGCAUGACCUCGGGGUCAAUGGCCCAGGUCUUCUUCCCCCCUGGGGGGGUCUCCCCACCCGGGUCAGCUGUGAUGCAACCGGGGACCCCUAUAUCCAUGCCCUCUAUGCUCCCUCAGGGGGGCUUCCCUGUGAUGGACCUGGCAAUAGUGCAGUGCCCUGGCGGGGCUGCGAUGCCUUCACUGCCUCCCACCCCGUCGGGAGUGUCUUUCAUCAUCCAGAUUGGUCUGACCAGAGAAUCCGUCCUGAUGCCCCAGACUGCUGAUCUGGCUUACGUGAAACAAAUGGCCUGCUCUAUUGUUGACACCAAGUUCCCAGAGUGUGGCUUUUAUGGUAUUUAUGACAAGAUUUUACUGUUUAAACACGAUGCAUCCUCCAACAACAUCCUGCAACUGGUCAAAGGUGCAAAUGACAUUCAAGAAGGAGAUCUGGUGGAGGUGGUGCUCUCAGCGGCAGCCACCUUUGAAGACUUCCAGAUCCGACCCCAUGCACUUAACGUGCACUCCUACCGGGCCCCGGCCUUCUGCGAUCACUGUGGGGAGAUGCUGUUUGGACUGGUCAGACAAGGACUUAAGUGUGAUGGAUGUGGACUAAACUACCACAAGCGCUGUGCAUUCAGCAUCCCCAACAACUGCAGUGGAGCUCGUAAACGGCGUCUGUCCACCACGUCUCUGAGCAGCACCCAGUCCCUGCGUCUCUCCACCACUGAGUCGGUGUACAGUGUGGGGACGGCCUCCACCUGCACAGAAGAAACAAGUCUCAUUCGCUCCCACACGCAAAUGCCCCGGACCCCCAGCGAUGCGCGGCGGUUUUACACGGGCCGACCUGUUCAUCUUGACAAGAUGCUGAUGAGCAAGGUGAAGGUGCCACACACAUUUGCUGUUCACUCAUACACACGGCCGACCGUGUGCCAGUUCUGCAAGAGGCUUCUUAGAGGACUAUUCAGACAGGGCCUCCAGUGCAAAGACUGUAAGUUCAACUGCCAUAAACGCUGUGCAUAUAAGGUUCCUAAUGACUGCCUUGGAGAAACCAUUGGAGAAAACAGAAGUAACAGUGACAUGUUGAGUCCGAGUGCCGACCCUGAGGUGCCCAUGGACUACAGCAGUGAGUACGAGAGCUCUGACAAGUCCUCAAUGGAUGACUCAGAUGAGGCCUGCAGCAUCCCUGGGUCCUUCUCUCCUGACAACAACCAGGGUGGAACCAGUGGAGACCAAAGUGUUUACAUUCCAUUAAUGAGGGUGGUCCAGUCAGUGAGGCAGACGACCCGACGAUCCAGCACAGCUAUCAAGGAAGGAUGGAUGGUUCACUACAGUAAUAAGGACACACUGAGAAAGAGGCACUACUGGCGUUUAGACUGUAAGUGCAUCAUCCUUUUCCAGAAUAACACCACCAACAAAUACUACAAGGAGAUCCCAUUGUCUGAGAUCCUAGAAGUGCGUCCCGCGGCCAACUUCAGUCUCGUCCCACAAGGAACCAACCCACACUGCUUUGAGCUCAUCACAGGCACAAUGUGCUACUUUGUAGGGGAGGACCCCAACAGCCUCCCCUCUGUGUCCCCCAGCAACCCCCAGACCUCCCCUCAGACGCCUCCCUCCCCCAGCCAGGUGGCGCCCAACAGUGGCAUUGGCCGUGAGGUGGCAAAGGCGUGGGAGUGCGCCAUUCGCCAGGCCCUCAUGCCAGUCAUCUUUCAGGACGCACCGCCAGCUGAGGGGAAUACACCGCACAGACAAGCCUCUGUCAGCAUAUCUGUGUCCAACAGUCAAAUCCAAGAAAAUGUGGAUAUCGGCACAGUUUACCAGAUUUUUGCUGAUGAAGUGCUGGGAUCCGGGCAAUUUGGAGUAGUUUAUGGAGGAAAACACAGGAAGACGGGGAGAGACGUUGCUGUCAAAGUAAUUGACAAGCUACGGUUCCCCACAAAGCAAGAGAGCCAGCUGAGGAAUGAAGUGGCAAUCCUGCAGAGUUUACGCCACCUGGGAAUUGUGAACCUGGAGUGCAUGUUUGAGACCCCGGAAAAAGUGUUUGUUGUGAUGGAGAAGCUCCAUGGUGACAUGCUGGAGAUGAUCCUCUCCAGUGAGAAAGGCAGAUUGCCUGAGAGGCUCACCAAGUUCCUCAUCACGCAGAUCCUUGCAGCACUGAGACAUCUGCACUUCAAGAAUAUUGUUCACUGUGAUCUAAAACCAGAGAACGUGCUUCUCGCCUCCGCUGAUCCUUCCCCACAGGUCAAGCUGUGUGACUUUGGCUUUGCUCGUAUCAUCGGUGAGAAGUCUUUUCGCCGCUCCGUGGUGGGCACACCGGCCUACCUGGCCCCAGAGGUUCUGCUGAACCAAGGCUAUAACCGUUCUCUGGACAUGUGGUCAGUCGGUGUUAUCAUGUACGUCAGUCUCAGUGGGACAUUCCCCUUCAAUGAAGAUGAAGACAUCAAUGACCAGAUCCAAAACGCAGCCUUCAUGUACCCACCCAGCCCCUGGAAGCAGAUCUCCAAAGAUGCAACUGACUUGAUCAACAACCUUCUGCAAGUCAAGAUGAGGAAACGCUACAGUGUCGACAAAAGCCUCAGCCAUGCAUAUUUACAGGACUAUCAGACGUGGCUGGACUUGCGGGAGCUGGAGACUAAACUCGGAGAGCGUUACAUCACUCACGAGAGUGACGACAGCCGCUGGCAAAUGUUUGCCAGGGAGCAUAACAUGCCAUACCCUGCUCACUUUGUGCCCCCUCCCCCUGCAACGGCCUCCGAUGACGAGGAUGGUGGGGAGGACGCAGAUGUGCAAGGCCUCACUGAGAGGGUCAGCAUUCUCUGAGAACCGAGAGACAUAGGACUCAUAUAACAGGAAGAAAGAGGAUGAUGUGGUUUACCAAGAGUCUAAAAAGACAUGAGGUUGCAGAAAACCCUCAGUUCUAACAGGAAUACCGCCCAGCUGUUUAGACUUUCCGUGCUCGCAAUCUGCUUGGUGCCAGUUUUAUAUAAUUAAUCAAUUUUCUUUUGUUCAGCCUUCAGAACUUCCUUUUAUUCAGUUUCCUUUGCUGUUAUUGGUCCCCAUUCAUCUUUUAAAUUGUUUGAGUGUUCCUUGUACCAUGGAGACUGCCUGACUCAAUCUCACACUCUCUGUUUGGAAUACGUGACAUGUUUUCACAGGUAAAACUAGUCAAACGUUAUGUUUGCAUUUGUUACGCAAAGGAGUAGUCAUGUGUUGAUUUCUUUUUUCAGCGUGCCUCAAGUGGAGCAGGAAAUACUAUUUCAGUACAACCUAAGUUAUUAGUUGCAGGUUUGUUUUUCUAUAUAAAACAGACAAAUGUCAAGGAAACAGAGCGAAUUACAUGGAUUUUUACUGAAUAUCUUCAGUGAACAGCUACAAUAUUCUUACCAUGUGCUUUGAUGAUGUGGCUCUUUACAGUGACAAAGGACUUCCUCUAUGCUGGUAAUUAAUAUACUGAUUGUACAGGCAAUGUACUCUCAAAUGUAUUCCCAUAAAUCCAUGUCCUUCAGGACCCUAAACACUGAAAGUAUUGAUCUGGCAGAAGCAAAUCUUCCAGUAAUUAUCUCUAGCCACGAAAUGUAUGCAAUCAAAGAUGGCAUUGUGGGUUUAAAUGAACUCUAUGAUUGGAACAUUCCAUUAUCAGACUUUUUUUCAAACAUUACCUGCACCUAACAGAUUUUAUAACUUGUGCUUCAGCAACUGUUGCCAAGUAGUGAAAAUUGAUCCCAUGGUGUCAAAAUGACAACUAUCACCCAACUCUGAAAUCAAGCAGUUCACCAAUUUUAAUAAAGACAAUAUCAUGGGCAUAUCUUUCAGCAGGUGCAAGCUUCUCCCUAUGAUCUAGGAGCUCAAAUAACCACUUUAGUUUGCUAAACUAGAUUUCAUGCUAACUGGUUUGGUUUUUCACCACGUUUCCUGUCAGUAUGUUGCAUGUUUCUGUGAAGUAGAUUUAUGUAGAGUUAUCAUUGAGCAUGCUGUAGUUAUGACGAUCUGUUAUAAACAAAUGUGUAACCUGAAAUGUAUGCAGCUGUCAUAUUUGUGUAGACUAUGUACAACUUGUUUGGAUUAAGAUCCCAACCUUUAUAAAGUUAGUACAAAAAUA